Molecule: messenger RNA, 1034 nt
Organism: Drosophila busckii
Lineage: Eukaryota; Metazoa; Arthropoda; Insecta; Diptera; Drosophilidae
Gene: Pstk
Product: L-seryl-tRNA(Sec) kinase
Exons: 1
Coding region: 18-869 (283 amino acids)
Molecular function (GO): kinase activity; tRNA binding
Source: RefSeq, a predicted model, not a curated record
AGAUAAAGAACUAAAAGAUGCCGCGUAUAUGUCUACUAGCUCUCAUAGGCCUGCCAGCUGCAGGAAAAACUACGCUUAGCAGCUGGCUGCUGCGACACCAACAGCACUUGACGGAUUGGAAUGUGCUGCACUUAUGCUACGAUGACUACUUUGAUAUGGACCGGGGAACACUAGAAAACAUUGACUAUAGGCAACAGCGCAGCUUCAUACAUAAAUUGUUAAGCCAAAUUAUAGACACGCUUCGAGCUGGGCCUCAUAAUCUGCCGGACAAACUGCGGUAUACCAAAUCAACUGUCAACAGCGGCAACUAUUUACUUGUAUGUGAUGAUAACCAUUAUUAUCGCAGCAUGCGCUUUAAAAUCUACCAGCUAUGCCGCAGCAAAGGUUGCAUUUAUUCACAAAUCUAUAUUAACCGCAGCUUGGAGCAGUGUCUGUUGGCCAACAAAUUACGUGGCGCUGCUGUACCUGAGGCUGUCAUACGACAAAUGCAUAAUAGGAUAGAAGCACCCAGUGAGCAGGAAUGCAACAGUCUAACCCUGUGCAACGCAGACUUUGACGCAACUUCGAGCAUAAUUUACAAGUUUAUAAUAAGCUUACUCCAAAAACCCAUAGAACCAAAGGCAUUGCCCUCGACCCAGUUAAAGCAGCCACAAUUGCAGUCUCUAACACAUCAGUUGGACUUGCUGUUGCGAACGAGGAUUCAAUUCCAAAUGCGUAAUACACCAACUAACUUGUCCAAGGAGACAAGAAGCAGCUGCCUUAAUGAGCAGCGUAAAGAAAUCUUGACGCAGUUCCGACAAGACCAAUGCAGCCAGCAGUUAGUCAUGAAUCAGAUCGAUUUAGCAUACUAUGUUAAUUUGUUAAACUAGUCUAACAUGUGUACAUAUUUACCUACAUACAUAAUUAUAGUAACAAUAAUGCGUUAAACAAUAAUAAAAGUUAAACACACAAAAAUAUAUGUAAAACUAAAUUCAUUUAGAAUAAAAAAAUGUAUUUCGGCUAAGGAGCAACAGCUGGACGCUGUUAUUUGCUGA